UUUGUGAACUGCAAGUAACGAUUUUGACUUGAAACGGAACAUUACUGUCAUUCUAUAAAAAAAAAGUGUCAACUGUCAAAUGUGGCGUCAAAUUGUCUUUGUCAAUCAAUCAUCACACAAUCAAAUCAAUCAAUCUCGAAACAAAAUCAACAAAAAAGGUAUUCAAGUGUGUAAAUAAUUCUUUUAGAAUUUAAAAAUGGACUCCAGCGUGGAAACGAUUCAAAAACUUAUGAAAUGGAUAUCGAUAAACACCUACGAGAUUGGUAGUGCACAUUGGGUUGACGUUACUCAUAUCAACAAUCCUCACAGUUUUUACGUUCGACCAACUUUUUGCCGUAGAUAUUUGCCUAAAAUAAAUGACUUUAUAGAAAAUACACUUCCAGACGAAAUGAUUGUGGGUUCAAUCGUAAUUUACAAGUCGAAAGUGUUGCAAUGUUACGUACGAGGUCGUAUCAUGUUCGUGAAAACUGAGAAUGAUGUUACAACGUGUGACUUUUAUGCCCUAGACUUCGGUUGUUUCGAAAAGCAAAUACCCUGGAAUAAGACUCGUCAACCGUGUAUUGAUACUAUCGACGUUCCACCCCUGGCUUUACAUUGCCAGUUGGCAGAUUGCAAGCCCUUUGAUGAGACUUGGAGCAUGAGGGCUAUAGAAAGCAUGAAGUUCUUUGUAGGAAAAGAGCGAGCUAGAAUGUUAAUUAGAGGCAAAACUCCCGACGCUCUCAUUGUGGAACUUGUUAACUCGUGUCCUGAAGACAUUGCUACAAUGUUAGCACUCAGUGGUGAUACUACCCUCGGUUAUAGUGAUAAUAUGAUCAGUAGAUUCUCGCAAACAGAACCUGAAAAGCAUUAUUACACCUAUAAGGAGUAUGAUUGUGGCAGUACAUUGACUGUGAGAGUCCAAGCAGGUGAUUCUCUGGAGGGUUUUUAUGUAGCAGAAGUAAAGGAUUACACGGUUUAUUUUAAUGAUAGAGAAAACUUUACAUAUUUCUGUAAAAUUCAAAAGGAUUUGGAGCCUGAUGAUGUGAAAGAGGAUAUGGCCGUGGCAGUGCUAACGAUGGCCAAUGGGAAAUAUGAGCGUGGGCAUAUUAAGGAAGUCAACAAACAAGAAGAAAAAGUGACAGUACUACUGGUUGAUUGGGGCAAAACGGUAACUGUUCCGUUCAUGAGACUGAAACCCAUGACAAACGAGACGUUUUUCCUCCGUCCUGUGCUGGCGAUGUAUUGUAAGGCAGAAAAAAGUCAAGCUUGGGACAAUGGACUGAGCAAAUUUUUGUUUCCUGGCUAUCAAUUCAAGAUAACUAUUGUUGAAAGUGGAGAUGGAGAGGGAUUACCUUAUGUUGUAAAUCUAGAACCUCUGAAAAAAACUUAAACCUCUUUAUGUUAUUUUGAUUGGACUUAAAUUAUAUUAGAAGAGAGAUUAAGACCUAAAA
Ostrinia furnacalis (Asian corn borer) is the source of this 1430-nucleotide messenger RNA. RefSeq lists its product as uncharacterized. The coding region runs from base 197 to 1369 and encodes 390 amino acids. Lineage: Eukaryota; Metazoa; Arthropoda; Insecta; Lepidoptera; Crambidae. The transcript has a single exon. The record is from RefSeq and is a predicted model, not a curated record.